Messenger RNA from Procambarus clarkii (red swamp crayfish), 3136 nucleotides. Lineage: Eukaryota; Metazoa; Arthropoda; Malacostraca; Decapoda; Cambaridae. The record is from RefSeq and is a predicted model, not a curated record.
UCCGGCAGGGGUGUUGCGUCCGGCAGGGGUGAUGUGUCUGAUGCGUGGUCGGCCCACCUCCACGGCUUGCUUGAUGGUAUCCACUCUAAUUGGACCAAAAUAGUCAAAUACAUACUCCAAGUAAAUUUUCCAGGACUUCUGGUUGAGAGAACUGUAGUUCAUCAUGGUUCAGUUGAUUGUGCAUGUGCCCGGGGAGUCCAGGAACAAUGGCAGAUCCUCCCCAAGGAAAUGUGAAAGUUGUUGGCUCUCCAUGGGAGAACAGUUUACGACUUCCGACGUCUGUUCAUCCCGAUCAUUAUGACCUAUAUUUGUGUCCGAACUUAUCAACAAAGGCGUUUUCUGGCAGAGUGACUAUUCAUAUCACAUCAUCGGAGACUCGUAACUACUUCCUCGUUCAUACGAAGUGGCUCAGCAUUACCCAGACGCAAGUUGUCAGAGUAAAGGGAAAACAGAUGCAGGAUGUUCCCAUUAUUGAGGUAUUUGAGUAUAAGCCAAACGAGUUCUGGGUAAUCAGAACUGAUGAUGUGGAGCCGGGAAGGUUCCAGAUCACAACUACGUAUACAGGAUCUCUCCAGAAAGGCAUUUUGGGAUUUUAUUAUUCUGAAUAUACUGAUGCAGAAGGAAAUUCAAGGGGUUUAGCCACAACAAAGUUUGAGCCAACAUACGCACGUCGUGCUUUUCCGUGCCUUGACGAGCCCAGCUUCAAAUCUACCUACAACAUCACCAUUGUCCGACCAUCAGAGGGAUAUAUUGCUCUCUCAAACAUGCCAGUUAUGAAAGAGUCGUUAGGUGCACCAUCUGAAGGCCUCACGGAAGUCACGUUCAAGAAGUCUGUGCCAAUGGUCACCUACCUUGUGUGCUUUAUUGUGUGUGACUUCACAUUUAAAGAGAAAAUUCUUGGUAGUGGGAUGCCGUUCCGUGUGUAUGCUCCUUCAGAUCGGAUAGAGAACACCCAGUAUGCCCUCGAUACAGGAGCAAGCAUUUUGCAAAUGUACGAACGGAUGUUUGAUAUGCCGUUUCCUCUACCUAAGAGUGACAUGGCAGCAAUUCCAGAUUAUUCGUCUGGUGCAACAGAACACUGGGGGAUCAUAACAUAUCGGGAAACUUCUAUCUUUUACAACGAAAUGCAGAGCUCUGCUGCAAACUUGCAACGGGUAACUGCUGUCAUAUCCCAUGAGCUCGCACAUCAGUGGUUUGGCAACCUCGUAACACUAGAGUGGUGGAAUGACCUGUGGCUCAAUGAAGGUUUUGCCAGCUAUGUGGAGUAUAAAGGCGUUGAUUAUAUGUAUCCAGACUGGGAUAUGGAUGCCCAGUUCCUGUUAAAGAGUCUGCAGGUGGUGAUGGAAAUAGAUGCAUGUCUUAGUUCUCAUCCCAUUGUGAAGCUGGUGACUACAACUGACCAGAUUAACGCCAUGUUUGAUGCAAUAUCUUACAAAAAGGGUUCCUCAGUGCUGAGGAUGCUGGAGAAUUUCAUGGGAGAGCCGGCCUUCCAAAAAGGUAUUAACUCGUUCCUCAAGAAAUAUUGUUAUGGGAAUGCAGUAACACAAGAUCUGUGGAAGGAGCUCACUUGUGCCUGGACGGGUUGUGUUCCUCAUAACUGCAAGAAUGACGUAGGAGAAAUAAUGGACACGUGGACGCGGCAGAUGGGAUACCCUGUAGUGAAUGUGGUCCGCACAUCAUGUGAAGAGGUCACCCUCACACAGAAAAGAUUCCUCCAAGACCCUGCAGCACAAUAUGACCCAUCAGAGUCCGAGUUUGGUUACAAGUGGGACAUCCCAAUCAGUUACAUCACAUCCUUAGACGUCAGGGCACAGCAGGCGUGGCUCUACCGAGAAGCUGAUAACUUGAAGUUGAAAAUAGAUCCAGAAGUACUUUGGGUGAAGGUAAAUACGCAGCAGAAGGGUUACUACCGUGUUAACUAUGAAACUCACAUGUGGAAUGAGCUGGCAAAGCUUUGUCUUGAUAAGGUUGUGGGCACUGCAGAACGAGCCGGUCUAUACAAUGACAUCUUUGCUCUCGCUGAUGCUGCCUUGGUGGAUUAUUCUGUAGCACUCGACUUCAGUCGAGGUCUUGCGUCAGAGACAGAUUAUGUACCUUGGGAUUCAGUUAUUAACCAUCUCAUUACCAUGGAGAGAUUACUAGCAGAGACUGAUGUCUAUCAGCCAUUUUGUCAUUACGUGUUGGACCUGGUGAAGCCUAUAUAUACUGCUCUAGGCUGGACAGAUGCUGGAGAUCAUUUGCAGAAGUUACUACGAAUUGAUGUUGUGUCAUUGGCGUGUGCAAGUGGGGAUAAGUUGUGUCUUAAGGAAGCAGCGACAGAGCUUCAAAGAUGGAUUGUUGACGCUCAAUACUCCCUUGCUCCAGGCACUUGUAGACAGGUGUAUCGGUGGGGCAUUGUGGACGCUGGGACUGAGGAGAACUGGGAGGUAGUGUGGCAGCGUGCGCUGGUGGAGCAGAGUGCCACACAGCUUGAUAACUUGUAUUAUGGUCUCGCAAAUGUUCAAGAUACAACCAUCUUACAGAGGUACAUAGAACUGGCCCAAGAUAUGAAGAAUGUACGUAGUCAAAAUUUCUUGCACGUGUUACAAUAUAUCUCAAGCAAUCCUGCUGGUACAGACUUGGUCUGGGAUUGGGUUAGGUCAAAUUGGAAGUGGUUGGUUGAUCGUUAUAGCCUCAAUGACCGCUACCUUGGACAACUCAUCCCCUGCAUAUCCAAAUACUUUUCAACAGCAGAAAAGCUUUCUCAGAUGAAAGAAUUCUUUGGCACAUAUCCAGAAGCUGGAGCUGGUGAGCUGAACCGGGCGCAGGCCCUGGAGACUGUGCACUUCAACAUCCGAUGGGUUGACGCCUAUUCCGCCAUAAUCCAUAACUGGCUGAAAUCACAGAAAUAAGAAACUGAAAUAGAACCCUUAAUAGGAUUUAGUACUGUUUUUUGUUAGUUCUGUGUAGUUUUGAGUUAUCAUUUGUGCCAUUGUAAUAUUAUUUUUAGAUAAACUAGAAUUAAAUAUGUUUUUCUGGGGGAAGCCCCGUCGGCUCCCCGGAGCUAUACCAGGCUGAUAUGCUAAUGUCAGACUUUGGCAUCAGUCAUGCGUAUGGAGUUAUUAAGACCUACCGGGAACCACGGCCAGAACCUGGC